Messenger RNA from Penicillium hordei, 774 nucleotides. RefSeq names its product Zn(II)2Cys6 transcription factor domain-containing protein. The transcript has 2 exons. Gene Ontology annotation, biological process: regulation of DNA-templated transcription. Gene Ontology annotation, molecular function: zinc ion binding; DNA-binding transcription factor activity, RNA polymerase II-specific. The record is from RefSeq and is a predicted model, not a curated record. Bases 1 to 774 code for a protein of 257 amino acids. NCBI's taxonomy places the organism in Eukaryota, Fungi, Ascomycota, Eurotiomycetes, Eurotiales, Aspergillaceae.
AUGGAUCCAACAGCAGCCAGACACAUCCAAUGCCCAUCUGGGAUAGCAAAGCAAAAUAAACAAGGUCGUCGACCCGGAAAGAUAGCCUGCGCAGCAUGCCACGCCCGCAAAAAGCGAUGUGAUAUCUCCCCGCCAUAUCACCAGUGCACGCACUGUCGCAAAGAAGAUCAAUGCUGCGUCCCGCGAGAUCCAAUUGACAGCAAGACUUACAAACCCCUUGGAAGACCUACCCGGCGACGAAUGUCCAAUCGCAACCACAACAGCCAGCAAGCUAGUGAUAACCACGAAAACCAAUUCCACGUCAAUGGCUUUCUGCCAAGGGGUAUCGAUCACGAAAUACCUCGCUGGAGUGCCGUGUAUUCAUCUUAUUCGGAGAUGCGUCGGCUACUGCCUUCUCUCACUUCCACUUUCCCGUCCCCUUCGCCCGAGAUGGAAGAGGACAUUGCACACAGGCAAACUACAAAAGAGAGAAAGCGGAAUGUGUCUUCGUCAGGGGUGGGAUCUUCAAGGCGCUUCCAGUCUGGUGUUCUAUAUAGGGAUUAUGCGGAGUCGACUUCUUCUAUAAAGGGGAUCAGCAUACGUGCUUCUCGGUCUCUAUCUCCGUCUCCGGCGCCUGUAGGUGAAAGGGUUGGGUUGGAAAAGGCGUUAGCCUGCGAAGCUGAGAUGCAUGGGGAUCUUACUUCAAUGAGGGAAGUGAGAGUUCCAAAUGGCGGGGGCCCUGGUUCUACCUACGAUGUUUUCAUGAAUGAUCUCGAUGCAUUGCUUAGAUUUUGA